UCAGCUGGUACUAUGCCAUGUUUGCUUUGUGUGAAGUAGUUGCUCUGACCUGUCUGGUUUAUAUCCAGGAGAAUGCUGGGUGGAAAAUAGGCUAUGGCAUUCUUGUUGUGUUCAUGCUCUUUGCAGCUCUCUCUUUCUUUCUGGGUUCUCCCUUCUAUGUGAAACAAAAUGCCAAAAGAAGCUUAAUCCCUGGGUUGCUUAAAGUGAUUGUAGCCUCUUGCACAAACAGACACCUCAAAUUUUCUUCAGGAAAUACUCAAAUAGGUUACCAUCACAACAGUUCCACUACCAUGGAUCACCCAAGUGAAAGACUCAGGUUUCUGAAUAAGGCUUGCAUCAUACAAGAUCCCCAACAAGACUUGAACUCAGAUGGAACAGCAAUAGAUCCCUGGAGGCUUUGCACUGUGGAUCAAGUAGAGGAGCUAAAGGCAAUACUGAGGGUUAUCCCAAUAUGGUUCACAGGUGUGAUAAUGUCUGUGGAUUUCUGUCAAUCUUCUUUUGCAGUCCUCCAAGCAACCACACUGGAUCGCCAUAUCUUCAGUUCCAACUUUGAAAUCCCAGCAGGCUCAGUAGGCUUAUUUGGAGUUGGGUUCUCCUUUAUCUGGAUAGUAUUAUACGACAGACUACUCCUGCCUGUAGCAUCAAGAAUUAGAGGAAACACAGUCCAUUUUGGCACCAAAUCAAGAAUGGGAUUUGGGAUCUUUAUGUCCUUCUGGUAUGCAGUCAUGGUGGGCAAAGUCGAGAGCAUCCGACGAAGCCUUGCAAUCAAACAGGAACACUCAUCAGACAACCUCGGAGAUAGUAAAAUGUCAAUACUAUGGAUAGUACCGCAGUAUGCGCUCAAGGGAAUCGCAGUGGGAUCCAAUGCUGUGGCGCAAAACCAGUUCUUCAUUUCUGAAUUUCCCCGAAGCAUGUCGACUAUAGCUUCCAGUCUUUACGCGCUUGGCUAUUCCCUCGCGAGCUUGCUAGCGAGUUUGCUGAUGAGCAGCAUCAGCGAAUUGAGCAGAAGUAGAGGAAAUGGGAGUUGGAUAACAAGCGAUAUAAACGAGGGUCACUAUGAUUACUUCUACUGGGUUCUUGCUGGGUUAAGCAUGGUUAACUUUCUCCUGUUCCUCAUUUGUAGCAGGUCUUAUGGUCCUUCUAAAGACGAGAAACCAGUGGCCAUGGAGGAGGAUUGAAAAAGAACAGGAGUCGUAAAACAAGUCAACUAGGAACAUAUAUAUGAUGCAUGGUCUUAACAUGCAUAUGGUAUAUACAUUAGACAUAAAUAAUCGAUACUGAAUAAUUGUAUACUGAAACCUGACUUCAUAUAAGCA
This is a messenger RNA of Ipomoea nil (Japanese morning glory), 1316 nucleotides long. RefSeq names its product protein NRT1/ PTR FAMILY 1.2-like. Gene Ontology annotation, biological process: transmembrane transport. Gene Ontology annotation, cellular component: plasma membrane. The record is from RefSeq and is a predicted model, not a curated record. NCBI's taxonomy places the organism in Eukaryota, Viridiplantae, Streptophyta, Magnoliopsida, Solanales, Convolvulaceae. Gene Ontology annotation, molecular function: transmembrane transporter activity. The coding region runs from base 18 to 1178 and encodes 386 amino acids. The transcript has 2 exons.